This is a messenger RNA of Lucilia cuprina (Australian sheep blowfly), 687 nucleotides long. RefSeq names its product acyl-coenzyme A thioesterase 9, mitochondrial-like. Lineage: Eukaryota; Metazoa; Arthropoda; Insecta; Diptera; Calliphoridae. Gene Ontology annotation, cellular component: mitochondrion. The record is from RefSeq and is a predicted model, not a curated record. Bases 1 to 687 code for a protein of 228 amino acids. Gene Ontology annotation, molecular function: fatty acyl-CoA hydrolase activity. Gene Ontology annotation, biological process: acyl-CoA metabolic process. The transcript has a single exon.
AUGGCUGCUCGCAAUGCUACAAAUACAAAAGCGGCACCCGUUAAUCCUCUAAAACUCGAUAAUGACGAAGAAAAGGAAAUAUUCCAAAUGGGUGAGGAAAGACGUAAAACCCGUAAACGUCUGCAUGAAACGUCAAUAUUCAAAAUUAAACCCACCGAAGAGGAACAUACACUCAUGUACGAACUCUUUCAAGAUACCACCGAUAAUUCGCAUUUACAAUUGAAUAAUAGAUUUUUACCACAAAAUAGUCGUUGGAUGAAUGAUUCGUUUAUUGUUAAUACAUUUCUUUGCUUUCCCGAAAAUCGUAAUGCUCAAAAUACCGUAUUCGGUGGCUUUCUAAUGCGUCAAUCUUAUGAAAUAAGUUGGAUGAGGGCAUAUCUUUACUGUGGUCAACGUCCGUCUUGUGAACGUUGUUGUGAUAUCAGUUUUGAACGGCCGGUACAAAUGGGUUCGAUUAUUAAAAUGAUUGCUUAUAUUGUUUAUACAGAAGAUAAAUUUAUGCAAAUUAUGACGGUAGCGGAGAUUUUAGAUCCUAGCGGUAAAGGUCCAGUGACCACAAAUAUAUUUUAUUAUACAUUUUCAUGUGUCGAUAAAAUUAUUGAGGUUUUACCGAAAUCCUAUCACGAGACUAUGUGGUAUAUACAUGGUAGACGCAAAUUUUAUUAUGCAAUGGAUAAGGGGAAAUAA